GUUUUGACUCCAUGCUCCGUCCGUGUUGCAGAGGUUCAUCCGCUCCGACAAGGGGCGCUAGUUUUUUUUUUCUUUUUUCUCUUUUUUUUUGUUCCACAGCUCCUCCGUGAGCUGUCCACUUCAGCACCACUAGCAGAGAGCGGAGACACCGAGGAAGAGGAAAAGACUGACUGAGAGACACGGCGCACAACAUCAGCACCAGCACCGAACCCACUCCCAAAACACUGAAGAUAGGCACAGAUUCCCGCAGAUUUUCCGCCACAGCCGCGAGACACAGCUCUGCGCAAAAGAGUCGGUAACCAUGUACGAUGUAGCAAGGGUGCCUUCCCCUAAGGACGGUGCGAAUGGAGUGUCCCAGCCAGUUCUUCCCGGAGCAGGAGCGGCAGCAGCUACAGGAUCCGGGGUGCCUGCGUCGACCGCGGCCUUACAAGCUACGCCCGAUGAGGCACAGCCAGGUACAGAGGAGGAAGAGGAGGAGGAGGAGGCCCAGGCAGAGCCUGUCCUGGUGAAGAAGCCACACAGAGAGAUUCUAGACCAUGAGAGGAAGAGGAGGGUCGAGCUCAAGUGUAUGGAGCUUCAGGAGAUGAUGGAGGAGCAGGGAUACACAGAAGACGAGAUCCGACAGAAAGUGAGCACAUUCAGGCAAAUGCUGAUGGACAAAGAGGGCGUCAUCACCAGAGAGGGCUCCAACACACAGCCAGUGGUAAACCACCUGCAUUAUCCGUCUGACGAGUACGAAGACGAUCCUGAGUUGACAAGGUAUGAAGACGGAGAGUGUGGCCGUGAUUACAGCAGAGUGAAGAGGAAAUCGAGCAGCUCGCCUUCCCCUCGCCCAAAGAAAAGGAAGAAGAAGAAAUCUGGCCGCAGAAGGAGCAGGUUUGGCAGCUCCUCGCCCACGCGCAGAGAGAAGAAGAAAAAGAGUGGGAAGAAACACAAGCGAGACAGAUCUGCGUCUGGCUCCCGGAAGAAGAGGAGAUACAGAUCGGGCAGCCCCAAGAACAAACACAAAGACAAGACUAAGCAGAAAAAGAGGUCCCCUGGUGAAACCCCGGGUAGGAGUUCACAGCGUCAAGGCAGCUGUUGCAGUUCCCGUAGCGCCUCCCUGUCCUCCACUCGCAGCACCUCCAAAUCUCCUGCGAGACUAAACUCCAAGCACAAGACUGAUGAUCCAAAGGUGUCCGGGACCUCGCUGUCCACUGGUCCCCACAGCCUCACCACGUGGCACAACGGGGACCACACCCAGCGAAGCCGCAACGGCAAGGCCGGCAGACUCAACCACGCUGACGGCGAGAAAGGGAGCGAUAAGCUCCAUCUGUUGACUGCUGCCUCUGCAAGCAUCCAGUCCAGUACUCUGCUGAGAGAGCACAAGCUCCACAGCGCCCCCAGCAGGAGCCAAACGGGACCAACGUGUGCAGCAGGAGAGGCUGGGAGUGUGGACGGCAGGAAUGCAGCUGUAGGGAGCUCCGUUUCCCAGACGACUGGGAGGAGAGGGAGCCAGAGAGGCCAGAACAAGAGCUCCCACUCCCCGGCUCACAGCAGCGACUCAGCCCAUUCCCUGCACAACCACACUCACAGAGGGAGGAACUCCCGUCACCAGAAAAAGACGAAAGGAGGCCACUCCUCCAAGCGUCACCACCGCACCAGCCGCGGUCAGGCGCACCAUCGGAGCCCGUCGGCAUCUCCGGGGCGACACUCGCACACGUCAGCCCGGAAGAAAGAGGAGUCUCGGAGCAAAGCCAACCUCCGACAACGCAGCAGCUCCUGGAGCAGCGGCCGCUCGUCCUCACACUCGGCAUCCAGAGACAGAGGCCCGAGCAAGGCCAAGUCCCCUCACAAUCGACAAAACAACUCCAGAGAGAGGGACAGUCCCAACCGCUCCGACACCGACAGCCGGGCUCGCCGCCGCUCACGCAGCUACUCGCCCAUUCGCAAAAGGAGAAGAGACUCGCCCAGCUUCAUGGAGGCUCGCAGGAUCACCAGUCUUAAAGGUCCUGAUGCCAGGACAACGGGAUGCUGCCGAACUGAGCUGCCGCAGGCUCGUUACCGUGGUAACAGUUGCUGCGCAGCAGGGACCCCUGUAGUCUUGACUCCUGAAACGCGGCUGAACAGCGAAAGUGCUCGAAAGCGGCCGAUCCCGUACUACCGGCCCAGUCCUUCCUCGUCCAGCUCCGACAGCAGCCCGUCGCGGUCCAGCCGCAGCCGCAGCUACAGCAGCUACAGCCGCAGCCGGAGCCGCAGUCACAACCGCAGCCAGAGCAGGAGCCGCAGCUGGAGUCGCAGCCGCAGCCGGAGCUGGAGCCGCAGCAGGAGCCACUCCCGCAGUCACCACAGUUACUACAGCCGCAGCAGCUACGACAGCCCCGGCUUCUGAGGGAAAACAAAAGCAAACAGAUAAGCAGCUCGAGUUGAACUGACUUUACUCCACACCGGUUACUCUAUACCUUUCACAAGCUCUCGACAGUGUCCACACGCCUGCUCAGUCCGAGACUCCCGAGUCCUUGACCUGCGACUAUUAUCCCUCUCUUACACAGAGCCGCGGAUCAAAGAGGAGAAGCUUAUUUAACAGAGCACAUUACUAUAAAUUAGGUGUCACUGUUCAUAUCGUCACACACCGUGUAUUAUCGGUUGUCAUACAUUGAAUUGGUGGAGCCCAAAGAACAAAUAUUGCUGUAUGUUAGCACGUCCUUUCCCUUCUGCCACAAAACAACCAAAAUGAAACUUCCUUCUUUAUCAAUAUACAGUAUAUAUACAUCUAUAUCCUAAAACUAGGAGCUGAGUAGAAGACAUAAAGAUGGCUUACUGUACUACUCCCCCCCCCCCACCCCUUCAUCAUGUACUCAUCUCCCCCAAAGACUUUCAUUUCACCGAAGCACACAGAUCAACAGUGGUGAGUACAAAAGAAAAGACAGCCAAUGAAUUGGAAGCAACGAAAAAAAAAGCAAAAGCAAAAGAAAAAAGGGGUCUUUUUUUAUGAUGAAAAUUGUACUGUAUAGGUUUGUCUGUAUAGAUAUAAGUUCCGGCUUUGUAAACUAUGCACUGUAUAUUCCAUAUAGUUUUGAGGAGGUUUUGUUUCGCAUGAUGCAUCAGCAGAGUCUUGCUGCUCGUAGGAGAGAAACUCUGGAAAUGAAGGUGUGUGCGCUCACAGUCCUGCAAACGAAAAACUUGUAUUAUGUACUUUUACUCUUUUUCCCUAUUUAAAUUAUUAUGUUUAUUCUGAUAAUCCUGUGUGUGUGUGUGCGUGAGUGUAUGUGCGUGCACACAUGUGUGCAUCUGUGUGUGUGUGUGUGUGUGUAUGUAUGUAGCCUGUACCUCAGGCUGCUGUACGGUACUGUACAGGAAAACUGUCUGCAAAAAUUCUCCAUGCACUCAUGUUGAAUUGACCACGGCUAUUUAUGAAUCUGUUGUAUUUAUUUGUUUUAUUUAUCAGGCUAUUUAUGAAUUAUUUAAUGUAUUUCUUAUUUUUUUGUUGUAAAGCAGCGGGGAUGUGCUUUGAGGAUGAGAUUGCUGCAGGUGUUUUACCAUGUUUCACACACACACACACACACAGUCUGUCUCUCAUUCACUUUAGCAAACAGCAGCAGCAGCAGCAGCAGCGUGUAGAUUUGCUGCAUCAUGUUUACGAUGCUCUGAUUUUUAGCCAGUGGAACUUGAGUCUUCAUCUGCCGUCAUUCCCACCACCACCACUGCCACUAUGGCACCCAUGACCUACUCUAAUGUUUUAUUUUAAAGCGAGCCACGUCCUCUAAUUAGCAGCGAGGUGUCAGUCUGAAGUAGAACUAAAAUAUCUCACGUCGUGUGUGGAGAGGAUGGUCCAUGAUCCCUCUCUACUGUAUGUUUCACCACCACUACACACUCUAACCCCUUUUAAAAAUGGGUCACACUGUGUUUCCCUUGGUUACCAGCUUGAAAAAUGAGGAUAUAUACAUAUAUAUAUAUAUAUAUAUAUAUAACCAUGUUGUGACCAAUAGUUUAGGGAAGUUAAAGUCCCCAGGACUUUUUUUCAAGGAACUAAAAGGUUUCUGUUUUAUUUGUGUUGCUACCUGCGUCCAAAGACCAGAUUAAGCAAAUAGCCUGAUGAUGUGAGCCACAACAAAAUGGUUUGAUUAAUACAAAACUGCGUCAUAGCAACACUUCAACGAUAGAAAACAUGGAGACUUAAAUUGUGCUGCUGCUAACCCUGCUGCAGGAAUAAAAACAAAACAAACAAAAAAAAAACUGAGCAUUUGUAACAAAGUGAAACAUGAAAUGCUGAACUUUAAUCGUAAUUAACAUUUUACUCGCCAGUGCUGGAGCAUAAUGGGGCAUUUCAUUUCUAAUGCUGCAAGCUCCACACAAAAUGUUCCAGAACUUUCAGAAAGUUGGGACUUUUUGGGGAUAAAGAUAUUUCCCCAGAAACUGAAUGUUGACACUGGUCCCUAUUGUCAGAUGUGCUGUGUUCCUGCUAAAGGUUCUUAAAUAUGGGGUAAAGGUCCUGUGGUCAAAAAUGCUGCUUCUGUAACAGCGACUCUAUAGCGCCCCCUCACUGUCUCCAGCUUCAGUGGUACGUUAAACAAACUGGCAAAACAAUCAGGGAUCACCCUCAGUCUUCCUUAACAUUCGCCCAGUCUCACGCAGUGUUUUAUUCCCAGUGUGAUUCCCUACAAGUGUAAUACUCUGCAAACCUGUUCAUUUAUUCCGAGUAUAACAUUAGACCUUUGGUUCUACACGUCUUUCUUUGUAAUGUUCAAGUUACUCGACCUGACAAUAAACACAAACACAUGGGGAAACAAAA
Solea solea (common sole) is the source of this 4771-nucleotide messenger RNA. RefSeq names its product serine/arginine repetitive matrix 3 (gene srrm3). Bases 302 to 2371 code for a protein of 689 amino acids. The transcript has 15 exons. The record is from RefSeq and is a predicted model, not a curated record. Gene Ontology annotation, molecular function: mRNA binding. Lineage: Eukaryota; Metazoa; Chordata; Actinopteri; Pleuronectiformes; Soleidae.